UUUCGCACCCACGCGCUGCUGUUUAACUGAACGAGGUAUCGGGAACGCACGGGAAACACCCUCUGAGGCGGAGACGUGUUGGAAGAGAAUAGGGUUAGUGGGGAAAAUAGUGGUCUGAGGGAGUGUGUGUGAACAGAAUCGCGAAGGACUGGGAGGCGGACGGCAUCUACUGUCUUUUGCGUUUCAUUUUAUUCCACAACACGGUUGAAGCACUUUACCCUGGUAACACGCAUGAAUAGGAGUAGCCUACACAUCUGCAAAUAUGCUGCGUUGCGAAUGAGAUUAUAGAAGCGGAGCAGAUGAUGCUGAGGCGACAGACGUGGUUGAAGACAUAAACAAGUUGAUCUACCGGAGGAUCUGGAGGAAAGCUUUAGGUUGAGUAGACAAGGAAAACAAGGCAGUCGCUGAGACCGACAUGUUCUGAGAAGCGUUUGCGCCGGCGGCGUGAUGAAGGCAGCGUUUGGAGCCAGACGAAGGCGGCACUUAGGACGAGUCUGUGUCUGUGGGGCUGGAUUGAUCGCCUUCACCUGGCUUGCCCAAAUACUUCAAGUAACAGAGUUCUCAGACCCCUCCACUGAGGGUGCCGACCCUGGCUGGUCUAGUAGGAGCCUUGCAGAGGAGAGCGGGGUGGAGAACCAGACCAGCGCCACACCGAGAUCAGCCAUCCAUGAGUUCCCUGAGGAUGUCUUCACCAAGGAGCAGAGGAGGCAUGGGGCACUGCUGCUGCAUGCUCUCUGUGUUGUCUACAUGUUCUAUGCCCUAGCAAUCGUCUGUGAUGUUUAUUUUGUUCCUUCUCUGGAGAAAAUCUCAGAGAAUUUGCACCUCAGUGAGGAUGUGGCAGGAGCCACCUUCAUGGCUGCAGGAAGCUCCGCCCCUGAGCUCUUCACAUCUCUGAUUGGUGUGUUCAUCACUAAAGGGGAUGUGGGGGUGAGUACCAUUGUGGGCUCUGCCGUCUUCAACAUCUUGGUCAUCAUUGGAGUAUGUGGGAUCUUUGCUGGACAGACCAUCUGUCUCACCUGGUGGCCACUCUUCCGGGAUUCCAUCUAUUACAUUUUCUCAGUGCUGGCCUUGAUUCUGAUAAUAUAUGAUGAGAAGGUAAUCUGGUGGGAGACUCUUCUCCUUAUUUCUAUGUAUGGGAUCUAUAUCCUUAUUAUGAAGUUUAACAGUCAGAUCUGGGCCUGGGUGGAGCAGCAUUGUGGGGGUCCGGGGCAGCCGUGCCUGCUCAGCAGCCUGCGCAGAGACGGUGCAGUGGGAGAGGCAGGCCCACACAGCGACACCUCCAUGAUUCUGCUCAAGAAAGGCCAGAGCCCAGUGAAGGAGUCUCCGGUGGUGAUGGUGGACGAGAUGCUGAGCCAACACCCGCACACCUUCUCCUUUUCUGAGGCAAGCCUCCGUAUCAUGAUCACGCCACACUUCUCCCCCCGCACGCGCCUCAGCAUGGCCGGACGCAUGCUCAUCACCGAGAGGCAGAGGUUGAUCAGGAACAGCAGUGGUGGAGUCGGGGACACUCCGGGCUGCGAUGGCCCCGGGGCGGAGGGGGUUCCCUGGGCAGUGGAGAACGGGACCACCCUGGAGAGCGAGCGGACGCCCCUGGAGGAUCCCCGAGAGAAGGGAGAAGACGGUGGGGGGCCAGAGGGGGCCCUGAAUGUGGUCGACGCGCAGCCCAAAGAUGAUGAGGAGGAGGAGGAGGAAGAGGAGAAAGCACAGCCGUUCCGGCCCUUGACCCUGCCAGAGGGGCGCUGCGAGCGGGUGAAGUGGCUCCUCUCCUGGCCCCUGAGCUUCCUGCUCUACUGCACUGUGCCUAACUGUGUGCUCCCGCGCUGGGAGCGCUGGUUCAUGGUCACCUUUGUGGCCUCCACCCUCUGGAUAGCCAUUUUCUCCUACCUCAUGGUCUGGAUGGUCACCAUUAUCAGCUUCACGCUGAAUAUUCCUGUGGUUGUCAUGGGGAUCUCGUUCUUGGCGGCAGGCACAAGCGUUCCUGACUGCAUCGCCAGUCUCAUAGUUGCCCGACAAGGUAUGGGGGACAUGGCCGUAUCCAACUCCAUUGGCAGUAACAUUUUUGACAUCCUUCUGGGACUCGGUUUCCCAUGGUUCCUGCGCACUCUGGUGGUGAACUAUGGCUCUGUUGUGUAUAUUAACAGUAAGGGGCUGGUGUACUCUGUCAUUUUACUCCUGGCUUCUGUGUUUCUCACUGUUCUCUGUGUGCAUCUGAACCACUGGAAACUGGACCGACGCCUGGGCCUGGGCCUGAUGUUCCUCUACGCCAUCUUCCUCCUCUGCUCCAUCUGCUUUGAGAAGAUUUAGCCAUCACACUUUCGGUUCCCAAAAUCCGAUUCCUCACUUGCACACUUCCUCUCUCUUUGGUCUAUAGUCUUUCAAAUAUCCUGAUAUAUGUGAGAAACAUGCUACUCCAGCAUGACCUCAGAUGUGAGUGGAAUUAAGAAUAGAUUAUUCAGAUUUAGUCUGAAUUCCUCAUUUAUUUGAUUUACACCAAACUUCUUAUGCGGGAUCACUUGCAGCUUCUCUCUUAAACAAAACUAUUCUGUUGAUUUUUCCAUGUAAAGAAAUGACACUACUUCAGCCAUUUAUGGUAGACAUUUGUUUCAUUUGUAUUUUUAUUGAUCUGGAACAUUAGAAAUUGAAAUGAUAUUAAUGGACGAAACGACAUUACUGAAUCAUGACACUGAUGAAAACACUAAACAGGUUAUUUAUUUGUUCCUCAUUUUGGAUAAACAGGAAAUCAUCCAAAGCAUAGGUGGCCUACUUCUGUGAUAUGGACUGGUGACUUGAAGGACUGCGUCUUUAUGAAAGUGUAAAGACUUAAUUGGAAUAGACCAUUUUUGUUUAUAUUAGUGUUUUUAUUUACUGUGGUAGCUUAAUGGUGUUGUACAGAGCAAAACAUAACUGCCCAAUACAUAUAAUUAUAUUUUAGACAAAUAUAAAUGCAAUUGUUUGAGGUUGCGUUUCUUUGAAGUUUAUCCUGUGUGGCAGGUUUAAUUAAAUUACUGUGCACAGGACACACUGUGUGUUUACAAAAAUCAAAGCACAGUAUGCCUGUAUAUUUUAUUAUUAUCUGACAUAUUGCUUACCCUGACCUUAACGUAACCAACACAACCCCUCUGCGUAGCUUUUCUUAAACUGAAGCGAGACAGUAUUUAGUUGUAGAUGUGGUGAAUCUAAACACUAAGUGAUGCCAGUUUUCCAGUGUGCUGUCUGAAUGGGGUUUUCUGAUUUUAUGGCGAUACAUGUUUAUUUAUUUGAGUUUAUGUUUAGUCAAGGGGGGCAAAAAGGAUAGAAAAAAUGGUUUUCUAUUAGCUGAGAGUGUAUUGGCCCAGUACCUGUCCUUAGUGAAUUAUUAUCACAAAUAUUUGGAUUAUUGCCUAUACCAUUUGUAAUUUUAGUAUGAAUUCAUGUUUGUAUACAUUUCCAUUGUCUUUAGACAUUGACAUUUCUUGGGCACUUUAGACACAUCAGUAUGUAUUCCCAGUAUUGUGACAAUAGAUUCAUCUAAUUAUUAAGUAUUUGAUAGGAAUACCAAAAACAUUCAGUGUUCUGUUUGUUUGUUUUUUGAUGUUAUUUCUACAUUGCUUUGGUGGAAAUUGGAUAGGGAAAAGAAAAUUAAUCCUUGUUGUUUCUUAAUCACCCUGUUGUUUACAGACUAACAGUAUUAUGUUGAAACAGGGUCAGAACUGUGCUGUGAAAUUGCCUUCUUACCUUAGUUGAAUCACCAGUCUAAUGGUUUAUUCCCUGCACUGAUAUGAGUUAGUCAUGAGUUAAAUUAAAUCACAAUUUAUGAGUGGACAUUGUGAACCCUGUAGCUCAGUUGUAAAAAUAUCCAUUUAUUUGUAAGGUACAUAUUCACCAUUUCAUGGUGGAGAGUCCCGAGACAGGGGUUUGAUUAGCUGCUUCUUGUGUAUUUGAGAGAGAAUUAAGUGUUUCACAAGAGAUCAUGACUUAUGGGGCCAUAAAAUUGUGUUAUAAUUUAGUUAAUGUGUUGAGUUUUUUUUUUUUUCUUUACUUGGUGAUCCAGAGGCAUGGCACCCUUACUACAAGGACAUCCUAAUGCUUCGAAAUCAACAAAAAAAAUUGUUUGUAUGUUGAGUGCAAUAAACCUUGUCUGUGC
This is a messenger RNA of Alosa alosa (allis shad), 4123 nucleotides long. It is a transcript of the gene slc24a6a, whose product is annotated as solute carrier family 24 member 6a. The coding region runs from base 448 to 2304 and encodes 618 amino acids. The record is from RefSeq and is a predicted model, not a curated record. Gene Ontology annotation, biological process: intracellular calcium ion homeostasis; calcium ion transmembrane transport. Gene Ontology annotation, cellular component: membrane. Gene Ontology annotation, molecular function: calcium channel activity; calcium, potassium:sodium antiporter activity. NCBI's taxonomy places the organism in Eukaryota, Metazoa, Chordata, Actinopteri, Clupeiformes, Clupeidae. The transcript is spliced from 17 exons.